AUGUCCAGUUUCGGCCGUUCGCUACCUCGUCUGCACCGUGGAGCUUCCCUGUGCCUUUUCGCAUCGAUCCUUUCGUAUGAGGCAAGCCUCUUUGAGGCCGCGACCAGCGCGCAAAAGUCCAAGGGCAGAGGAAGCUCAAAGAAAAGCUCCAAGAAGAAAGUCAGCAAAGGCGUGAAGAAGGAGGUGAAACCCUUCCCAGACAAAGCUGGCGAUUCGUUCCUCCCUGCACAGGGGGCAUGUGUGGCUGGGGCCUUUCUGCCGGUUCAGUACCCGACGGAGCACCUGGAUCUGGAGCAGAUCUUGUUUUCGCCGGACUCGGUCUUCAAGGUAGGCCUGGGUAUCACCGUGGUGGGCUUCCUGCUGGGAUUGGUCUCGAUCGUGUCGGUGACCAUGGCCAUGGAGGAAGGCCGGCUGGCGACGACGGGACCCUUUGGCGUGGUUCGUUCGCCCACCUAUACCGGCUUUCUGAUCAUGUGUGCUGGUGCCUGUGUCAUGGCCGGUCUCAGCAUCCCCCGCGCCGUCUUCACGCUGGCGCUGGGUGGUGUCCUGGCAAUGAAGCUGGCCGAAGAGGAAGAGGCGCUUAAGCAGGCUCGACCGGAGGCGUGGGAGAAAUACUCCAAGAGCCUUGGUGACCUCACGGGCAUCGAACAGAGGAAGUGUUGUCUUUUUUUUUGCAGCAUGUGA
Molecule: messenger RNA, 684 nt
Organism: Durusdinium trenchii
Lineage: Eukaryota; Dinophyceae; Suessiales; Symbiodiniaceae
Source: the annotation of a GenBank genome assembly